CCCACCGAUGCUUUAGCUAGGGGUGUUACCCAGAAUCCCCUACGUCUGCUUUCUGUUCUUCAGUCAGACAGUUUUCAGUCAGACGGUGGCGGUGAGGGCUGUAGUGCGGAAGGGUUUGUGUGGCGUUUGGAGCUGCAUUGAGAGGUCAAAGGUUAGGUGAAGAAUGAAUACUAUUAAGAACGUGCCGGCCCGGGUUCUUAGUCGGAGGACCGGCCACGGCUUGGAGGCGGAGAGGGAACAGUUUGACAGAAACCAGGCCAUCAGCAUCAGUAAAGCUAUCAAUACACAGGAAGCUCCAGUAAAAGAGAAACACGCCCGCAGAAUUAUUUUGGGCACUCAUCAUGAAAAAGGAGCAUUUACAUUUUGGUCAUAUGCCAUUGGUCUUCCAUUACCAAGCAGUUCUAUUUUGAGCUGGAAAUUUUGCCACGUCCUGCACAAGGUCCUUCGUGAUGGACAUCCAAAUGUGCUGUCAGAUUGUCAGCGAUACCGCAGUAACAUUCGAGAAACAGGAGAGCUGUGGGGUCAUAUGCAUGAUCGUUAUGGGCAGCUUGUGAAUAUUUAUACAAAGCUUUUGCUUAAUAAAAUAAGCUUUCAUGUAAAGCACCCAGAAUUUCCACCGGGCUUGGAAGUGACUGAUGAUGUUCUUGAGAAAUCCGCUGGCACAGAUGUCAACAACAUAUUUCAGCUUACAGUGGAAAUGUUCGAUUAUAUGGAUUGUGAACUGAAGCUUGCUGAAGCUGUUUUCAGGCAGCUUAAUAGUUCAAUCGCUGUAUCUCAGAUGGCAGCAGGACAGUGUAAGCUGGCCCCUCUUAUUCAAGUCAUUCAGGAUUGCAGCCAUCUCUACCAUUACACUGUUAAGCUGAUGUUUAAACUCCAUUCAUGUCUGCCUCCUGAUACUCUACAGGGACAUAGAGACCGAUUUCAUGAACAAUUUCAUAGUUUAAAAAACUUCUUCAAACGGGCAUCAGACAUGCUGUACUUCAAGCGGCUCAUUCAGAUUCCCCGUCUUCCUGAUGGUCCACCCAACUUUUUGCGAGCCUCUGCCCUUGCAGAGCAUGUUAAACCAGUGGUUGUUAUCCCCAAUGAAACUCCAGAAGAUGAGGAGCCAGCAGAAUCAUUGAUUGAGAUCAGCGCAGCUCAGCCUGUGGAGCAGGAGCAGGUUGUGGAAGACUUAUUUCAGCAAACCUUUGGUGCUCCUAAUGGUCUUAUGAAAGAUGACAGGGAUCUUCAAAUUGAAAAUCUGCAAAAGGAAAUAGAAUUACUACGUGCUGAACUAGAGAAAAUAAAGCUGGAGGCACAAAAGUACAUCUUGCAACUAAAAGGACAAAUCAACACAUUGGAGGCUGAGCUAGAGGAACAGAGGAAGCAGAAACAAAAGGCUUUAGUAGAUAAUGAACAGUUGCGGGAUGAGUUGGAGAAGCUAAAGAAACAGAAACUGGAAAAUGAGAAAACACAAGGGGUCCUCCUGGAAGCAGAGAAGAAGAUACAAGCCACAGAGUUACGCUAUACCAAACUGAAAGAAAAGCACAAUGAGCUCAUUAAUACCCACGCUGGACUUCUUAGAAAGAAUGCUGAUACAGCAAAACAGUUAACAGUGUCACAACAAAAUCAGGAAGAGGUGGCACGUAUCAAAGAAGAGCUGGAAUUUCAGAUGGAUCAAGUGAAACGAGAAUCAGAUUUGAAGUUGGAGGACCAAAGUUUUCAGACUGAACAACUGAAAUCAGAAAUUGAAGCAAAGAAAAAAGAGUUAUUACUUAUCCAGCAAUCUCUAUCAAGUACUGAGGAGUCUAAAUCCCAGCUUAACUCAACAUUAAUGUCACUAGAAGUGGAGAAGGACACUCUAAAAAGUUUGUUGACCACUAAGGAAUCGGAACUGUCUUCUGCUCAAAACCUGGCUCGAGAUACAGAGACUUUAUUCAAUCAAGAGCAAGAAAAGAAAGCCAGUGAAAUAAGAGACUUGCACGAAAAACUCAACAAAAAGACUACUGAUGAACAGAAGCUUUAUCAGAAGAUGUUAGAGGAUCAGUUUAACAUUAUUCAGGGAACCGUGAGAGAAGCAGAGAAUAUUAUUCAGGAUGCUGUUGCCAAACUUGAUGACCCCUUGCACAUUCGCUGCACCAGUUCUCCAGAUUACCUUGUCUGCAGAGCACAAGCUGCAUUGGAUUCUAUCCCUCACCUUGAAAAUGGACACGCUAAGUAUAUACAAAACAUGACAGAUGCCUCUGACUUAGUGGGAGCACUUGCCCAGUUUGCACACUUAACUGCAGACACUAUUGUAAAUGGCAGUGCAACUUCGCAUUUGGCUCCACCUGAUCAUGCUGAUCGGCUAAAUGACAGCUGCAAAGAGUGUGGAAACCAAAGCUUGGACUAUCUAAGUAGCCUAAAGAAUAAACAUUCCCUAAAAAAUGCAGACCUUGCAGAAGUCAACAGAUCGCUGAAGAGAAUCUUUGAUCUGGGACAGGAAUUGAGGCCUAAGAGUCUGGAUAUCAAGCAGGAAGAACUGGGUGACAUGGUGGACAAAGAAAUGGCCUCAACCUCUGCUGCUAUAGAAGCUGCUGUGCGACGGAUUGAGGAAAUGAUGAACCAGGCUAGAAAAGACAGCUCAGGUGUUAAACUUGAAGUAAACGAGAGAAUUUUAAAUUCCUGUACAGACUUGAUGAAGGCUAUCAGACUUCUAGUCAUAACUUCUACAGAUCUUCAGAAGGAGAUUGUGGAGAGUGGCAGAGGUGCAGCUACAACACAAGAAUUCUAUGCCAAGAAUUCCCGUUGGACAGAAGGACUUAUCUCUGCUUCGAAGGCUGUUGGAUGGGGAGCAACUCAACUUGUAGAAUCUGCAGAUAAAGUUGUCCUUCAUAAAGGCAAAUAUGAAGAGCUUAUAGUGGGGUCCCAUGAGAUUGCAGCAAGUACAGCACAGCUAGUCGCUGCAUCCAAGGUAAAAGCUGAUAAAAAUAGUAAGAACUUGCCUAAACUGCAGCAGUGCUCUAGGCAUGUGAAUGAGAUGGCUGCUAAUGUGGUAGCUUCCACCAAGUCAGGCCAAGAACAGAUUGAAGAUAAAGAUACCAUGGACUUCUCUGGUAUGUCACUAAUUAAACUAAAAAAAGAAGAAAUGGAAAGCCAAGUUAAAGUUCUCGAGUUGGAGAAUAUGCUGCAGAAUGAACGAAUGCGCUUGGGGGAGCUAAGGAGGCAGCAUUAUGCUCUGGCAGGUGGAUAUGAGAACGAGAAAGAAGACGACCCUACGCCAGCACAGAAGCCUGGCAUUCUGAAAAAGCCCCAGUUGCCACAGAAACCUAAUAUUCUUCCAAAAACAGAUAACAGGAUCGGUAAAGAAGACGGAGUUUAUCAAGCAAAUUUAAUUAAUUUCUGAUAUGCAAGAGAGCAGCCCACGAAAUCUAUCCUUUUCCUGUACAUGAUGCACAUUCAGAUGGGAAGUUGUGGAACUACUGCAACGCUGUCUGUGCUCUGUAGCCUUUACAUCUGUGUUCUAUACAGAUAGUUGCUAUUCGGUUUGCCUUUUUUCUGGCCAGUCCUCAGCCUCUGCAGCUGUUUACUGUAGUGUUUGUAAACUAGACUUUUAUUUGACUUUUAAUGUUGUGUAUGUUUUAUACCGUCACUACAAAAGUCACAUUAGGCUCAAGCACAGUUCUCAAUAAUCUUUUUAUUUAAUUUAGGGAAUUUUAUUUUAAGUCCAGUUUAAUAUAUUUAUCCUUUAGAGGCUAUCACUUCUUUUGUCGCAAGGAAUUUCAGACAUCACAUUGAAUCAGGUAAAUAAAAGUUUGUGUAACUAUUAUGGCUAUUGAUAUCAAGGGUAAACUAGUCCUUUGGUGGUUGGCUGGCAAGUGGCACAUGUGACUUCUUUAAGAGACAAAAUGCACAAAGUAAAAGGCAGGAAUUUUGACUUGAACCUUCCAGUUAUAGAUAAUGGAAAUUGAUUGGUUCAUAGCAUGUAGCAUCACCAGAAACCAUGGACCUUGCUGAUUUGUGACCGCUUUGUAUUUUGUCUCUUAGAAAACUUAAAGUUGCAUAGCAAUAAAGAGUCAAAUAAAGCUUGUUUGUAUGCAUGGUUUCUGUUGCCUUUUCUGGCCAUCUGGUAGGCUAUGGCAACACAUGUGCUCCAUGUGCCAACCCAGUGGCUCCAGGUGCCGGCACAUCUGAAAGCUGAUCGGAAGUGAAGGGAUGGAUUCUAGGUCUGCAUUUAUCAGGCUGAGAAUCUGCCGUGUGGCUUAGGCUAUGUCCAGACUGGGCUGAUUCUUGGUCUGCAGAUAAACACAAACCAACAAGAAGACCCUUCACUCCAAUCAGCCUUUCCAGCAGAUUUUAGUGCCUGGACUUGGCCUGAAGCAGUGCCUCCAGGUGCAGGCACAAAAAAAUCCCAAAUUUCUUGGUUUGCAAGGGCAAGAAUCAGCCUCAUGUGGCUUUAGCUGUAGGGGACCACUUUUUCCUAUAAACUUUGUACCAGAAUAUGAAUUUAUCAUCACUUCUUUGCCUUGAUUUAGCUCAACUUUGCUAAACAGAUAUAAAGUGGUAGGCACAGAGACUAGCAACCAGCUUUAACACACCUUGAUUUUAAAAAAUUAGAUAUGCCCAACAAAUAUGCUAGAUGCUUUUUAAAGCAAUAGAGGCAGGAGCCAUUUGUUUUCAGAUGGAAUUGAUUUUUAACUGUCUUUUAAGAGCUGCACAUAUCAGUUGAACUGUGAUUUAAGGUUCUUUAUGCAUCUGGGAGUGAAUGGUGCAAAAGGAGGGCACUUGGGAAAUUCUUCAUGUAACUUGGCUCUUCAUAGCUGGUCUUCCAUUAUUUAUAAAGAAGUUGACCCACUUUAAUGUUUGUAAUUGUGAGAGAGAUCAUUAUUUAACGAUAUAUAGAAAGAUACAUUUAUCAAAGCAUUGUAAUAUAUAUUAGAAUUUUAAUUUCUUUUCAUUCUGCCAAAUACACGUGUAAAGGUUUGAGUUAGCCACCUAUAAUGCUGAGGAAAAAUUAGAUUUGGCGCUUACUAAGAAAAUGUAGACACUUAAAUUAUAGUAGCAUUUAUCUUUUGUUUGUUUCAUGGUAGAUACCAUUAUUGUGGGUGUGACAUACACAACUGUUACUGUUAUAUGUGCAGUGAAGCAAAUUUCUACAAUAAAAACAUGGGGAACUGAAACGAAUACCAAUCCUAGUGAUCAUCCCUAUUGCUAUUUCUGUACGUCGGGCCAGACUGAUCUGCACAUGGGGCUUCAGAUCAUUACAUCUGGUAUAUGUGUCAGCCCUCACAUUAGAAUAUUUGCUUAAAAUAAACUCGUUUGAAUUCACAGCCAUUUAUCACAAUCGCUACUUUUGGGAAUUCACUUCUUCCAGGGAAAGCUGAGAAAGUCUUAGAUGUGUUCUGUGUCUUUGCUGUUGUUUUGUGUGGGUGCAGAGUUAAGGAAUUGAUGUGCCAUGUAAAAUACACAUUUAUCAAGGUUAAUUAUUUGUCUUUUAGGAAGAAGGUGUUUUGUAUCUUCUGUUAAUGGCAGAUAAGCAAUAAAAUGAUGUGAACAGUCUUAAUUUGUUUUAUCUCUUGUUCUGCUAGAUACAAAAAUCAUGUGAUCCUAAAAUUAAAAGCACUUUUGUACUUGG
Molecule: messenger RNA, 5593 nt
Organism: Xenopus tropicalis (tropical clawed frog)
Lineage: Eukaryota; Metazoa; Chordata; Amphibia; Anura; Pipidae
Source: RefSeq, a predicted model, not a curated record